Exophiala dermatitidis NIH/UT8656 is the source of this 1221-nucleotide messenger RNA. RefSeq lists its product as uncharacterized. Bases 1 to 1221 code for a protein of 406 amino acids. The record is from RefSeq and is a predicted model, not a curated record. Lineage: Eukaryota; Fungi; Ascomycota; Eurotiomycetes; Chaetothyriales; Herpotrichiellaceae. Gene Ontology annotation, biological process: protein phosphorylation. Gene Ontology annotation, molecular function: protein kinase activity; ATP binding. The transcript has 6 exons.
AUGCACCUCCCUGUUUCCAUUAACGAACAGCCCGUCCACGAGCGUGCGCCGUGGACCCGAGACAAGGCCAAAGUCCAGCGUCGGCUUGCGAGGUGGAGGAAAAAGAGAUGGUACGACGACAACGCUGAGAGAUUUGGAUUGUCAAAGGCAUGGUUUGAUGAUCAUGAAGACCAAUGGGAGUGUACAGAACUCCUCGGCAAGGGAUCAUUCGGCGUGGUAGGCCAAUGGACGAAGUUCGACAAACAUGGAAGAGCCGUGGAUACCAUAGCAAUCAAGCAAACCGACAUCGACGAGCGCGAAGUCGACCGCAACAACAACGUCACUAUCCCCUGGGAAGUGCUGAUCAUGCGAGGCCUCGCCGACCAAGGCUGCCGCAAUGUCGCCGGGAUCCGCAAAUACAAACUGUUCCUCGGCGGCUCGAGAGCCAGGUGGCGAUAUUACCUUGAAUACCACCGUCACGGGACCCUGGAUGAUUUGGUGGAGAGGUAUAAAGACCAUAAUCGGAGACAUCCGAGACAUAGGGACCACAUCCCCGAAACAUUCAUGUGGCAGGCCUUUCAUGACUUCGCCCUCGCAGCAUACCAUAUGAGCACGAUCCGGUUCGACAAGAGUGUUGCGCCACCAGGAGACGAUCAUUUCGUGCUGCAUUUGGAUUUGAAGCAUGAGAAUGUUCUCCUCUGCGAACCGCCCACGUCACGAAACUCCCUCCCUUAUCCCACGCUGAAAGUGGGCGACUGGGGCAUGGCAGAGUACACCAGUCGCCAGGACGUCAACAACAGCAAGCGAUGGAAGUGUUACGGAACUAUUUGUUGGUUUCCACCGGAACAACGAAAAUACGGCGCCUACGGCUCCGACUGGACAUACCCGAUCCUCGGCGGGCCCGACCACCCAUUCACGAUAUCCCACACAAUCUGGCAAAUGGCCGCCAACAUCUACGGCAUGAUGCAGCUCGACAUGGACAACCAGGACUUACAUACGCGGAUCAACGACUGGGAGUCGGCCGAGACGUCGCUCCGUCAUAAUGGAUACUCUGUGCUCAGGGGUUGGAAGAAUCCGCAUUAUACUUCGACACUGAGGCAUUUGGUUGAGGAUUGUUUGAAUGUUGAUCCGACGAGACGCCCGACGCCGGUGGAUUUGGUUCGUAGUACGAAGAAGGGAGUGGAUGCUUGGGUGGAUGAGUAUAGAAGGAAAGGUAAAGUUGAGAAAUUGAGAUUGGGGUAG